Molecule: messenger RNA, 291 nt
Organism: Arctia plantaginis
Lineage: Eukaryota; Metazoa; Arthropoda; Insecta; Lepidoptera; Erebidae
Source: the annotation of a GenBank genome assembly
AUGGGUCGCGCCGUGGCGCUGGUGGUAGGCGCGCUGGUGCUGGCAGCGGCGCUGGCGCGCGCGGCUUGCCCGGCACGCACGUCUGACUGCGCGUGCAGCGAUGCCGGCGCGCGCGUCUCCUGCCGCGGCCUAGGACUUCGCCGCCUGCCGCCGCUGCACGAAAACCUGCUCUCUUUUACAUUAGAUAACUUGAUGUGCAAGAUUAAUGAGCCCUUACUAUCUGAGAGCGAAUCUGUAUUGCUUUCCAUCCAGGCAUAUGUACCUUCACUAACAUGUUCACAAGCCCCGUGA